AAAGAGAAUAAUAGUGCCAGUCCAAACCACUUACAGAAAAGUAGGUCAAGUGGAAGAGUUUCAGAAAGAUUUAUAUUGCACGGCCAUCCCAGAGAGCUUUAUUUCAAAACAUGGAGCACAAACAGACCAUUAAUUUUGGAGCGGGACCAGCUAAACUUCCUCAGCCGGUUUUACUCCAAGCACAGAAGGAGCUGCUGGAUUACAGUGGCACUGGGAUAAGCAUUCUUGAAAUGAGCCACAGAUCGUCUGAUUUCUCCAAGAUCAUAAACAGUACUGAAAACCUUCUCCGUGAACUUCUGAAUGUACCUGAAAACUAUAAGAUACUGUUCCUGCAAGGCGGAGGCUCGGGACAGUUCAGCGGGAUUCCUCUCAAUCUGAUUGGUCUGAAGGAGGACAGGUGUGCUGAUUAUGUGGUCACGGGGACCUGGUCUGCAAAGGCAGCCAAAGAGGCAGAGAAGUAUGGAAAAGUGAACGUGAUUCAUCCGAAACUGGAUAGCUACACCAAAAUCCCAGACAGUAGCACUUGGUCGCUGAAUCCUUCAGCAUCUUACGUCUACUACUGCUGCAAUGAGACGGUGCACGGCGUUGAGUUUAACUUCAUCCCGGACACUAAAGGAGUGCUUCUGGUCAGCGACAUGUCAUCUAACUUCCUCUCCAGGCCGGUGGAUGUGUCGAAGUUUGGUCUGAUAUUUGCCGGCGCGCAGAAGAAUGUGGGCUGUGCGGGUGUGACGGUUGUCAUCGUAAGAGAGGAUUUGAUGGGCAAGGCCCUGAAAGAGUGUCCUAUUAUACUGGAUUAUCAGGUGCAGGCUGGCAAUAACUCGCUCUACAACACUCCUCCAUGCUUCAGCGUUUACAUCAUGGCUUUGGUUCUGGAGUGGAUCAAGAACAACGGCGGGGCGGAUGCCAUGGAACGACUAAACAAACAGAAAUCCAACAUCAUCUAUGACAACAUCAACCACUCCAAUGGAUUCUACUCAUGCCCGGUUGACGAGGCGUGUCGAAGCCGCAUGAACAUUCCGUUCCGCAUCGGAAAGAAGGAAGGAGAUGAAAGUCUUGAGAAGGCAUUCCUGGAUGGUGCUUCGAAACUUGGCAUGAUCUCACUUAAAGGACACAGGUCAGUGGGUGGCAUCCGGGCUUCCCUGUACAAUGCAGUGACUGUUGAAGAUGUGAAGGCUCUCGCCGCAUACAUGGAAGAAUUCCUUAAGAAUCACCGUUAGCUUAAAAGCCGUUUUUGAAAGUAGUAGUUUUUACUUGCAUUGAAAAGGGCUUGCACCUUUAAACUGGAGUGACACUAACAGAUUGGCUGCAUUUCUUGCAACAAGUUGUAGCAAAUGAAUGUAAUGUAACAAUCUAAUUCUCUUAAAUUGUAAUUCUCUAGCAAAUGGUUGUCAUUGUUGCCUAACUUUUUU
Sinocyclocheilus rhinocerous is the source of this 1409-nucleotide messenger RNA. Its product is annotated as phosphoserine aminotransferase. The record is from RefSeq and is a predicted model, not a curated record. The transcript is spliced from 9 exons. Gene Ontology annotation, biological process: L-serine biosynthetic process. NCBI's taxonomy places the organism in Eukaryota, Metazoa, Chordata, Actinopteri, Cypriniformes, Cyprinidae. Bases 111 to 1217 code for a protein of 368 amino acids. Gene Ontology annotation, cellular component: cytoplasm. Gene Ontology annotation, molecular function: pyridoxal phosphate binding; O-phospho-L-serine:2-oxoglutarate transaminase activity.